This is a messenger RNA of Mercenaria mercenaria, 465 nucleotides long. Its product is annotated as matrilin-3-like. The transcript has 2 exons. Bases 1 to 465 code for a protein of 154 amino acids. Lineage: Eukaryota; Metazoa; Mollusca; Bivalvia; Venerida; Veneridae. The record is from RefSeq and is a predicted model, not a curated record.
AUGCUCACUUAUUCACAUAUUGUUGAGGAAACCUUUGACUUUAAGCGCUACAAUACAACCUCAGAUAUACAGAAUGCAAUCUCUAAAGCCACAUUCUUCGAUAGUGGUACUAAUACAGCAGAAGCUUUCAGGAGAGCAAAGGGACUCUUCACAACUGCCAAAGGUGCAAGAGAUCCUGCUCGGGCAAAACGUGAAGUACUUAUCCUGACAGAUGGUCAAUCUGACAAUGCUGCUAACACAUUUGCUGCAGUUGAAUCUCUUAAACGCGUUGCUGAUGUGUACGGGCUGAUGACUGGGAGCUUUUCAUCAGGUGGGAUGAAAGAACUUACGAAAUACGUUUCUGCACCAAUUAAUGAGCACCUGUUUUAUGUACAGAAUUACCAAGUUCAGGGAAAAUUGGUGGCGUACAUUCAAGACAGUAAGAAAGCUUUGGGACCAAAGUGGUGUGCAACGUUUGAUAUAUGA